AUUGUAACUCAACGUCACGAGGGCAGGGCUGACGUCAUUCUCUGAGUUUGGCAAAACAAUCAGAGCGCCCAAGCUCACAGGGCACAGAAUGGCUCUGCAGAGUUAACAUAUUCAACACGGCUCAUUAUUUGUGACUGAAACUAAAGGUUCUUGUCUGGGAAACUUACAAACUUCUCAACAGGUUUACCAAGACACUUUUUUUGCCGCUGCUAAACUCUAUGGGGCUUUAUUGACGUCUAGGAAAUUGCAUGGAAUAAAAUGAAGAGCCUAAAAGCAAAGUUCAGGAAGAGUGAUGCCCACGAGUGGAGUAAGAAUGAUGACCGACUGCUGCAGGCUGUGGAGCAUGGCGAAGUGGAUAAAGUGACCUCGCUCCUGGCCAAAAAGGGAGUCAAUGCAGUCAAACUGGACAGCGAGGGCAAAUCAGCCCUUCACUUGGCUGCAGCAAAAGGGCAAGCCGAGUGCCUGGGAGUGAUUCUUUCACAUGGAGUCGAUGUGACUGUACUGGAUGUAUCAGGUUGUACUGCUUUACACCUUGCGGCGAAAAACAACCACCAAGAAUGUGCCAAAAAGCUUAUUCAGAGCAAAUGCACAAUUGAAGGCGGUGACAGCUCAGGAAAAACAGCAUUACACUAUGCAGCAGCAUGUAGCAGUGCUCCAAUUGUUCAGCUGCUGUGUGAGCAAAACUGUCCUGUGAAUGUCAAAGAUGCGGAAGGAUGCACCCCACUUCUCCUUUGCUCCCAGAAUACCCACGAGGAGGUGUGUAGAUGCCUGAUAGACCAUGGAGCCGACAUCAACGCAUGUGACAAAAAUGGAAGAACUGCCGUAAUGAUGGCCUGUGAGAGCAGCAGUUUGAAGACAGCAGAGAUCCUGAUUCAGAAGGGGGCUGACCUAAGGCUGGUGGAUACAUUGGGCCAUGAUGCGCUUCACUACUCAAAGCUAUCCGGAAAUGCAGAGAUCAAAAACCUCCUUCAGGCGGCACUUGGCAAGUUCUCACUAGAAUCUGAUACGAAGACGACACAACUAAAUCAGCAUGACCAAGUCUCUAGGUUAAAUGCGGAAAGAAGCACAACUCCUAAAAAAAGAAAAGCUCCACCUCCACCUAUUAGCCCUCCCCAGAGUUGUGAUUAUUCUUCUCCGCCUUUUAUGACACCAACCCAAACUCCACCAUCUGGGGGAGAUCUGUCAUUCACAGAAUUUCAUAUUAAGGAGGAGGAGCAGAAAAGUAUUGCACUUAAAGAACAAAUUGGGGAGUUGCAUAAAGAGAAGGUUCUGCUAUUGGAGACUAUACAAGAUUUAAACACAAUUCUUAACCAACAGCAGGCUGAGCAGAAUGGACCUGAAGAGCAAAAUGUAAUUGCUACAUUGCAAGCACAAAUCACUUCUCUUUCUUUGGAAAAUAAGAAGUUGACACAUAAAUUAAAGAGAACACAGGCCCGCCACAGUGAUGAGGAAAACAAUGAUUCUUCUUGCCACAGCAGCUUUGACUCCAAUGCUUCUUAUCAUUCCACGAAGGCUGAUUUUCAACAGUCCUUGGAAGUACAUGAAGCCUCUGAGACAGAAGCUAAAGGAAACUCAAGAAAGUCUUCCUUGAAGAAUGACAGCGCCUCAGUAAAACAAGACGAUGAUGAGAAGAUGGUGGUCGGAAGCGAAGAAGAGAUUAAGCAGUUACAAGUGGCCGUGCAAAACAUCCAGAUACAACUGCAGCAGUCAGAGGUAGAGAAACAAAACCUGCAAGAUAAGCUUCUAUCCAUGACUUCAGAAAAUGUGCAGCAAUGUUCCCAGGAGGUGUCUGAAAAUUGUUCUGAUAUCCUUGAGCAGAAGCUUAAAGAGACCCAGAGGAAAUAUGAAGAAGCUACAGAGGAAGUUCUGUCACUUCGGGCCCAAAUGAAGCUGGAAUCAAUCACUUCAGCAGAAAAAAAUUCAAUAUCCAAUGUUCAAGAGCUGAAAUGUUUAUACGAAGAACAGAUAAAUGAACUAAAAGGUGAACUUUCAAAGUCUUUGGAAGAGCAGGAGAGAGACAAGAACAUCAUUAAGGAGCUUGAACAAAAGCUUGACUCACUUGAUACCAGAGUGCCUGUCGAAGAAUAUGAAGAUGUUAAGAAUUCUUGCAGCAUGCUUGUAGAGAACAUUAACAAAGAAAAGGCCCUGCUAAUAGACAAAUAUAGGGAGGCACAAGAAGAAAUUAAGUUGUUGCAAGAAGCCCUGAAAGGAACAGUGCCUGUAGAAGCUGCUGCAACAGACUUUGAAGAGAUGAAGGCAGAAAUGAACCAAACAAUAGAUGGGCUACAAAAACAUUUGUUAGAGCUGUCGCAUUCAUAUAGCGAUGCAAAAAGCGAGCUGACCAUAGUUAAAAACAAACUGUCGACAUAUGAGAAAGAAACAGUGUCAAGUGAACAGAGAGAUAAAGAUUAUGUCACUAUAGAGCACCAUGAAAGAAUUGUCCUUGAUUUUGCUCAUAAUAUAGAAGAAAUGAAAGAAAAACUUUUAGAAACGGAGGCGAAGUAUCAUGAAGCAAUAAAGCAAGUAGCUUUACUCCAGGCAGAAUCUGACAUUCAGAAGCAAAACUCUAUUUUAGUUUGUGAUCACGCACAAGUGGUGUCUGCUCUGGGGAAUGCUGUCAAGGACCUGGAAAUCCAAGUGGUGGAUCUGAAAGAAGAGCUUAAUCAAAAGGAACUGGAGGUUAACAUGUUACAAGAAAGCUUGUCUGCAGAAAAAGCCAGCAUUCAUGAAGAUACUAUAACCAGAACUACACAUGAACAACUCAAGGCAUCCUUCGAGACUGAAGUCAGCUUGCUUACCGCUGAACUAAAAGAAGCCAUGAAAAAUCAAGAUGAGAUGUCCCAGGACAUUUUCAAAGCAAGGCAUGAAGUGUUGCAAGUCAAAAAUGAAAAAGAAACGAUUGAGAGUCUAGUUGCAUCGAAAGAUCAAGAAAAUGGCAAGCUGAAAAAAAGAUCCCAGGAAUCUGAAGACCUUAUUAGUGACCUAAAAAAACAACUCAGAAACUUCUCAAAACUUGAAGACGAUAAGGACAAAAAGAUUGAGGAUUUGACUAAAGAAGUGAGCAAGCUGAAAGUUGCACUUAACAGCCUUUCUCAGCUGUCCUACACUACAGGCCCACCAAAGAGACAGAACCAGCAGGUCGAUACUCUUCAGCAACAGGUCAAACAAUUACAGUUCCAACUUUCUGAGAUGAAAAAGCAGCACCAGGAGAUAGUGUCUGUUUAUAGGAUGCACCUUCUUUAUGCAGUUCAGGGACAAAUGGAUGAAGAUGUUCAGAAUGCACUCAAACAGAUAUUAAUGAUGUGCAAGAUGUCAACACAAGCAAAGUGAACAACAUGAAGCACUGCAAGGACACCGAAAACGGGAUUUCAAGAACAAACUUUCAUUUCAUUAACUGUGGCAGUGUGGUCUCAUUGCCCUGUCAUAUUAAAUAUACAUUUCUCAAUCCGUCUGCCAAAAUGUACAUGCGCUGUAAGUCUCUAAUACUUGCAAAACAUAACUUUUCUUCUUGACCCAAUGGUAUUAAUGUUCCAGGGAGUGUUAUCUGAUACAAGAUAGUUCAGAAAAUAGAAGUUGUUGUUUUAAACAUAAAUGCAUGUGCAGUAACUCUAAAAUCAGUAUUUAAUGCUAAAAUAAGUUAUCAUCCCAUUGGGUUGUAAAGAAAAAACAACUUUUAGAUAUUGUGCGUUGAAAAAGCUAGACCAUUUUCUUUAGGUUUAUUGGUAUUUUCUUCAAAGCAUGUUUUCUAGCAGUAUGCAUGUUUAUAUAUUCAGCCUUUCGUAAAUAAUAAUAAUAAUAAAUGUAUUGUUGACAUUUGCCUUUCUUUGUCAAUAAAAAAAGUUAUGUAGCUAUGGCAUGCUGUGAAAAUGCAUGAAGUACUGACAGGUUUUUGUAAGUAUGUGUAUGGCAUUGCUUUACACUUUUGAUAAAACCUUUCAAGGCCAGUUUUGAUAUUGGCAUAUUGAUAUUUUACAAGGCUCUCUUUGAAGUGGACAAAACUAUAUAGCUAAAGAUAUUUAUUAAAUAUCAUGUACUUGAAUAACUACCUACGGUAAUUACAAAGCACACUGCAGACUUUGUAGAUGAAAUGUGUUGCAUCUUAAACAUAUUGUUACAUUAUAGAUGAAUAUGUCCAUUUGAGUGCUAUUUUUACAGAUUAUUCUGACUUUAAUACACUACACUUAGUUAAUAGAUGCAAACAUUUUAGGACUGGGCAUUGGAUACAUUUUUCUUGCGCUACAUGUCUAGUGUACUUUGAUCUGUUUUGGGUGGGACGGUUUAGGCACAUGCAGUCUUUCAUACAAGGAAACCACAUUUCUAAAUGUCUUUGUUGUAGGAGAGGGAAUUGAAAAAAAAAAAAAAAAAAAAACAAGCUGCAAAGCAAACUCUCUGUAAAUGUAUUUGACAAUGAUGGUCAAGGGUAUGUACGUACUUUAUAAUGUUAUUCAACCCCUUUGCUGAAGAAUUACCAGUAGCUGUUAAUUAUUUCCGCAUUUAAGAAAUUACGAUUGUGGAAUUUAAUUUGACAGUGCAGGAUAUAAAAACACUAGGUUUAGUUAAUUUUUACAAUACACCAUGUACUGACUUAACUAUUUGGGAGUUAUAAUAGUUAGAACUAUAAUGAGAAUAAUUGUAAAAACUCUCAGAUUAACUGUUUAAAUAAGGACACUUCUGGGUAUUGCAUGUGCCUAGGUUAAAGAAUACAAGCAAGAUUCUGAACUGUUUCUCAAGUAUCAGUCACUUGAUGCAAGUACAGUAAUCCGUCGCGUAUCCGUCCUAACCGUUUAUCCGCCAUGAUCAAUCUUUUCAGCUACCUUAGUUUAUUAUUGAACAAAGAAGAUUAGUUCAGAGAUUGUAGAUCCUACCAAAGUUUUUGUACACUGUGUUAUAUGUGCUCCGUGCACAGCCAUUGCUGGUAGUGUUACAUGAGCUGUUCAGUGUGUUGAUAUGUAAAUAAAGCCUGUUCGCCUGCGGCCAGAUCAACUUCAGCCUCUUCUUUGAUCUCCUGUCUGUCACUCAGCAGCAAAUGCAUGCAUCCACACGGCAGACAGCUACUCGUCACAAGCAUUAAUACCCUGUAUCUUUCUAAACAAGGGAUUUAGGGGAGCUCCCUAAUAAAAGCGGAAUCUCAAAACAAUAAUUGUGUGACUAGUAAUUGUUACAGCUGUGUAUAAUGGUAUUUAAAACAGUAUUUAUUUAUCUGCCUUUUUACAUAUCCGCCCUGACUGGUCCCACAGCAGUCUGAUACGUGACGGAUUACUAUUAACAGUAUAUCUUUGCACAGUUGAUUGGGUCCUGUCCAUUUAGAUUACACACUAACACUUUUUUUUGUUGUAAAUCUCCCCUUAACAAUAAUAUUAUAAUUGCAAUUAUGUUUUGCCUUAAAAUAUUUGUAUGCAUCACUUUCUCAAAAUUUUAUGGUUUAUGAAAUAAUGAAGGCUGUGCUGCAAAUAAACAGAAAAACUGUU
Acipenser ruthenus (sterlet) is the source of this 5468-nucleotide messenger RNA. RefSeq names its product ankycorbin-like. Lineage: Eukaryota; Metazoa; Chordata; Actinopteri; Acipenseriformes; Acipenseridae. The record is from RefSeq and is a predicted model, not a curated record. The transcript has 18 exons. The coding region runs from base 259 to 3330 and encodes 1023 amino acids. Gene Ontology annotation, molecular function: actin binding.